Spodoptera litura is the source of this 830-nucleotide messenger RNA. RefSeq names its product Ubiquitin-related modifier 1 (gene Urm1). Gene Ontology annotation, biological process: tRNA thio-modification. The record is from RefSeq and is a predicted model, not a curated record. Gene Ontology annotation, cellular component: cytoplasm. NCBI's taxonomy places the organism in Eukaryota, Metazoa, Arthropoda, Insecta, Lepidoptera, Noctuidae.
AAAUGACACAAUAACAUAACCUCAAAAAUUAUAAAAUCGCAUUGUUUUGUUAUGAUUGUGUUAUUAAAUAAGAAAUACAACUAUAUUAUAAGAAUAAAUAAACUGUAAAACAAUUAUUAUUAGUAUAAUACCAAAAAUAGUCGUAAGUUCACAAAAUGGCAGACUCAUUAAAACUCAACAUACAUUUUGGAGGAGGAGCAGAAUUAUUAUUUGACAAAAUUAAAAAGAGAGAAGUGGAGUUGCCAGCAUUAAAAAAGUUUAAACCGGAUUGCCAGUGCGAAAAGUGGACAAUUAGAGAAUUAUUGUUAUGGAUUAAAGAGAAUUUGCUGAGAGAAAGAGAAGAAUUGUUUUUACAGGGUGACUCAGUGCGGCCUGGCAUCCUAGUGCUGAUAAAUGAUACAGACUGGGAGUUAUAUGGAGAAUUAGAUUACGAACUGCAACCUGGGGAUACUGUCAUGUUCAUAUCUACACUGCAUGGCGGGUAGAGAGCGUGUCAAAUAUUAUUAUUAUUUGUUAUACAAGUGUCCUUGAAGUCGACGAACAAAUAGCAUUAGAGGAUCGACAAGGCCCCAGAUCUUCGCUUAAUAUUUAUUACUUCUUCUUCACAAAUAUAACAAUGGCGGACCUAAUGCCUCAAGGCAUUCUCUGACAGUCAACCAUAGGGAAGCAUAGCAAAAAUACAGACGAAAAGACAAAGAAUUGUAGCAACCAGAGUCAAAAGACUGGCACAUGGUGUACUGUUUCGUGGAUAACAUAUAAGUCAUUGUAAUUUAAAAAUAUAUGAGUUCAAUUUUUUUCUACAUUUUUCUUAUAACUGUUGGAACCUUGCC